AUGGUAAAAAACCUACAAAAGAAGGCGGCGCCGACAGACACGAUACGGGUCUUCGAUAUCAACAAGGCUGUGACGGAGAAGCUCGUUUCCGAGGUCCAGGGUGGCGCGAAGGUCGAGGUGUCGGAGAGUCCUCUGGAUGCCGUUAAAGACGCUGACACCGUCAUCACCGUCCUCCCCGAACCCGUUCACGUCAAAAAGGUCUACUCCUCCUUCCUCGACUCCAUCCCUCCCCGCGACCGCAUCUUCAUCGACUGCUCCACAAUCGACCCCUCCUCCUCCCAAGAAGUCGCCGGCUGGGUCACGAAGGCCAAGCAGGGCCACUUCGUCGACUCCCCUAUGUCAGGAGGCGUCGUCGGCGCCGCUGCCGGCACGCUAACCUUCAUGCUCGGAGCCGAUGCCGAUCUCGUCCCCCGCGUCGAGCCCGUCCUUGAAAAGAUGGGCCGUCGCAUCCUCCACUGCGGUAAGCAAGGGACCGGUCUCUCGGCCAAGCUGGCCAACAACUACCUCCUCGCCAUCAACAACAUUGCGACAGCCGAGGCUAUGAACCUGGGUAUCCGAUGGGGACUCGAUCCCAAGACGCUAGCGGAGAUCAUCAACGUUAGCACCGGAAAGUGCUGGCCGUCCGAGGUGAACAACCCCGUCAAGGGCGUCGUGGAGACUGCGCCCGCCGGCAGGGACUAUGCUGGUGGUUUCGGGGUUUCGCUGAUGAAGAAGGAUUUGAAGCUCGCUAUGCUUGCGGCUGACGAGGCUGGUGCGAGGUUAGAGUUGGCGACGAAGGCGAGGGAGCUGUACGAGGCGGUGGAGGCGGAUGAGAAGUGCGCAGGCAGGGACUUUUCGGUCGUGUAUAGGUAUAUUGGUGGCAAGGAAGAGUAA
This is a messenger RNA of Scedosporium apiospermum, 873 nucleotides long. RefSeq lists its product as uncharacterized. Lineage: Eukaryota; Fungi; Ascomycota; Sordariomycetes; Microascales; Microascaceae. Bases 1 to 873 code for a protein of 290 amino acids. Gene Ontology annotation, biological process: L-valine catabolic process. The record is from RefSeq and is a predicted model, not a curated record. The transcript has 2 exons. Gene Ontology annotation, cellular component: mitochondrion. Gene Ontology annotation, molecular function: NADP binding; NAD binding; 3-hydroxyisobutyrate dehydrogenase activity.